Messenger RNA from Rotaria sordida, 267 nucleotides. The record is from the annotation of a GenBank genome assembly. Lineage: Eukaryota; Metazoa; Rotifera; Eurotatoria; Philodinida; Philodinidae.
AUGACACGUUUUAUAUAUCUAAUAGCAAGUGUUGCAUUAAAUGAUGGGUAUGUAAGAACUUAUGCAGAUGUUCACUAUGGACGAAUAAGAGGACGUAAUCAAGCAACAAACUUAGAUCCAGCGAUUGUUUUCUUAAUUUUAUUUGGUUGUUUGGUUGGAGGAUUUUUUAUAGUUUGUAUAUUUGGUACACUUAUUCUUGGUUUCUUUGAUAAUGGAUUUCGAAAUUCACAACGAUCAUUUUUACGUCGAAAUACUUUAUCAAAUUAA